AUGGUAGAGGAGGCGGUGUUGGGGGCCAUGGUGGAGCUGGUUGUGGUGAUGGCGGUGAUGGCGAUGAUGGCGGUAAUGGCGGUGAUGGUGGUGAUGGUGGUGAUGGUGGUGAUGGUGGUGAUGGUGGUGAUGGUGGUGAUGGUGGUGAUGGUGGUGAUGGCUCUGGUGAUGGCUCUGGUGAUGGUGGUUGUGGUGAUGGAGGCGAUGGCGGUGAUGGUGGUGAUGGUGGUGAUGGCGGCUGUGGUGAUGGUGGCUGCGGUGGUGGUGAUGGUGGUGACGGCUCUGGUGAUGGCGGUUGCGGUGGAUGGUGACGGUGAUGGUUGUGGCGGUUCUGGGGAUGGUGAGUCUGGGGAUGACUGUGGGGAUGGUGCUCUGGUGAUGGCGGCUGUGGAGAUGGUUGCUCUGGUGGAUGGCGGCGGUGGUGAUGCUGAUGAUGGCCCUGAAGUCGGCGCUGAAGGUGGCGGUUCUGGGGAUGGUGGGUCUGGGGAUGACUGUGGGGAUGGUGCUCUGGUGAUGGCGGCUGUGGAGAUGGUUGCCCUGGUGGAUGGCGGCGGUGGUGAUGCUGAUGAUGGCCCUGAAGUCGGCGCUGAAGGUGGCGGUUCUGGGGAUGGUGGGUCUGGGGAUGACGACUGUGGGGAUGGUGGCUCUGGUGAUGGCGGCUGUGGGGAUGGUGGCUCUGGUGAUGGCGGCGGUGGUGAUGCUGAUGACGGCGCGACGGAUCUGGUGAUGGUGGCUCUGGGGAUGGUGGCUCUGGGGAUGGCGGCUCUGGGGGCGGCGGCGGUUCUGCGGAUGGUGGCUCUGAUGGUGGCUCUGGGGAUGGUGGCUCUGGGGAUGGUGGCUCUGGGGAUGGUGGCUCUGGAAAUGGCGGCUCUGGGGGCGGCGGCGGCUCUGGGGAUGGUGGCUCUGGUGAUGGUGGCUCUGGUGAUGGUGGCUCUGGGGAUGGUGGCUCUGGGAAUGGCGGCUCUGGGGGCGGCGGCGGUUCUGGAGAUGGUGGCUCUGGGGAUGGUGGCUCUGGGGAUGGUGGCUCUGGGGAUGGUGGCUCUGGAAAUGGCGGCUCUGGGGGCGGCGGCGGCUCUGGGGAUGGUGGCUCUGGUGAUGGUGGCUCUGGUGAUGGUGGCUCUGGGGAUGGUGGCUCUGGGAAUGGCGGCUCUGGGGGCGGCGGCGGUUCUGGUGAUGGUGGCUCUGGGGAUGGCGGCUCAGGUGAUGGUGGCUCUGGGGAUGGUGGCUCUGGGAAUGGCGGCUCUGGGGGCGGCGGCGGUUCUGGGGAUGGUAGCUCUGGGGAUGGUGGCUCUGGUGAUGGUGGCUCUGGUGAUGGUGGCUCUGGGGAUGGUGGCUCUGGGAGUGGCGCCUCUGGGGGCGGCGGCGGUUCUGGGGAUGGUGGCUCUGGGGAUGGUGGCUCUGGUGAUGGUGGCUCUGGUGAUGGUGGCUCUGGGGAUGGUGGCUCUGGGAGUGGCGGCUCUGGGGGCGGCGGCGGUUCUGGGGAUGGUGGCUCUGGGGAUGGCGGCUGUGGGGAUGGUGGCUCUGGUGAUGGUGGCUCUGGGAUAUGGCGGCUCUGGUGAUGGCGGCUCUGGGGAUGGCGGCUCUGGGGAUGGUGGCUCUGGGGAUGGCGGCUCUGGGGAUGGUGGCUCUGGGGAUGGUGGCUCUGGGGAUGGUGAUCUGGGGAUGGUGGCUCUGGAAAUGGCGGCUCUGGGGGCGGCGGCGGUUCUGGGGAUGGUGGCUCUGGGGAUGGUGGCUCUGGGGAUGGCGGCUCUGGAGAUGGUGGCUCUGGGGAUGGUGGCUCUGGGAAUGGUGGCUCUGGGGGCGGCGGCGGUUCUGGGGAUGGUGGCUCUGGGGAUGGCGGCUGUGGGGAUGGUUGUUCUGGUGAUGGCGGCGGUGGUGAUACUGAUGACGGCCCUGAUGACGGCACUGACGAUGGCGGUUGUGGGGAUGGUGGCUCUGGUGAUGGCGGCUGUGGGGAUGGUGUUCUGGCAGCAGGCUGGAGUUUGUACAUAUGACCUAUCUAAGUUGUUUCCUUGA
This is a messenger RNA of Volvox carteri f. nagariensis, 2016 nucleotides long. RefSeq lists its product as uncharacterized. The transcript is spliced from 4 exons. Bases 1 to 2016 code for a protein of 671 amino acids. Lineage: Eukaryota; Viridiplantae; Chlorophyta; Chlorophyceae; Chlamydomonadales; Volvocaceae. The record is from RefSeq and is a predicted model, not a curated record.